CAGGAUGCUAGUGGAAGCCGAGGGGGCCGGCCGGGUGCCUCCGCAGCUCGGCUGGCAGAGCCCAGCGCGGUGUGUGCGGCUACUGGUGCGAGCACCCCCGCCCCACCCUUCCCCAUGCAGCCCUGGCAGUGCCUCCGGCGCUUUGCCCUGGCCUGGUGGGAGAGGACAGCUGAGGGCAGCUCCCGAUCUCCCAGGGAGGAGGCCGGACCAAAGGACCCUGGGGGCCGAAGGGAGCCAGGGCUCCAGCGUGCAGCGGGAGGGAAGCCUCCAGGACUCUGUUCCCUCUGUUUAAAGUCUCCAGAUCCGGAGCGGAGCAGCCCCCCCAUGCUGUCUGCAGACGAUGCGGAGUACCCGCGAGAGUACCGGACCCUGGGGGGGGGGCGGGGGGGCGGCGGGGGCGGCGGGGGCCGGCGCUUCUCUAACGUGGGGCUGGUGCACACGUCGGAGCGCCGGCACACGGUGAUCGCGGCCCAGAGCCUGGAGGCGCUCAGCGGGCUCCAGAAGGCGGACGCCGACCGCAAGCGCGAUGCCUUCAUGGACCACCUGAAGAGCAAGUACCCGCAGCACGCCCUGGCCCUUCGCGGUCAGCAGGACAGGAUGCGGGAGCAGCCAAACUACUGGAGUUUCAAGACCCGCAGCUCGCGCCACACUCAGGGAACCCAGCCCGGGCUGGCAGACCAGGCGGCCAAGCUGUCCUACGCCUCAGCUGAGUCGCUGGAGACCAUGUCGGAGGCCGAGCUGCCUCUGGGCUUCAGCAGGAUGAACCGCUUCCGACAGAGCCUACCCCUCUCCCGCUCAGCCAGCCAGACCAAGCUGCGCUCCCCAGGGGUGCUGUUCCUGCAGUUCGGGGAGGAGACUCGGCGGGUGCACAUCACGCACGAGGUCAGCAGCCUGGACACGCUGCACGCCCUCAUCGCGCACAUGUUCCCGCAGAAGCUCACCAUGGGCAUGCUGAAGUCGCCGAACACCGCCAUCCUCAUCAAAGACGAGGCUCGCAACGUCUUCUACGAGCUGGAGGACGUCCGGGACAUCCAGGACCGCAGCAUUAUCAAGAUCUAUAGGAAGGAGCCGCUUUACGCUGCUUUCCCUGGCUCGCACCUCACCAACGGGGACCUCCGGAGAGAGAUGGUGUACGCGUCCAGGGAGUCGUCGCCCACCCGGCGCCUCAACAACCUGUCGCCCGCACCGCACCUGGCGUCCAGCUCGCCGCCGCCGGGGCUGCCGUCCGGGCUGCCGUCCGGGCUGCCGUCGGGGCUGCCGUCAGGCUCCCCGUCGCGCUCGCGCCUCUCCUACGCCGGGGGGCGCCCGCCCUCCUACGCCGGCAGCCCGGUGCACCACGCGGCCGAGCGGCUGGGAGGCGCCCCCGCCGCGCAGGGCGUCAGCCCCAGCCCCAGCGCCAUCCUGGAGCGGCGCGACGUGAAGCCGGACGAGGACCUGGCGAACAAGGCGGGCGGCAUGGUGCUGGUGAAGGGCGAGGGCCUCUACGCCGACCCCUACGGGCUGCUCCACGAGGGCCGCCUGAGCCUGGCCGCGGCCGCCGGCGACCCGUUCGCCUACCCGGGUGCCGGCGGCCUCUACAAGCGCGGCUCGGUGCGCUCGCUCAGCACCUACUCGGCCGCCGCGCUGCAGUCCGACCUGGAGGACUCCCUGUACAAGGCGGCGGGCGGCGGCCCUCUCUACGGGGACGGCUAUGGCUUCCGCCUGCCGCCUUCCUCGCCGCAGAAGCUGGCCGACGUGGCAGCGCCACCCGGAGGCCCCCCGCCGCCUCACAGUCCCUACUCCGGGCCGCCCAGCCGCGGCUCACCGGUGCGCCAAUCCUUCCGAAAGGACUCGGGCUCCUCCGUCUUCGCAGAGAGCCCCGGAGGCAAAACCCGCAGUACCGGGGGCUCCUCCACGGCCGGAGUCCCCCCUUCUGAGCUCUUCCCCGGGCCUGGGGAGCGUCCGCUCGUUGGGUUCGGGCCGCCUGUGCCAGCGAAGGACACAGAGACCAGGGAGCGCAUGGAGGCCAUGGAGAAGCAGAUUGCCAGCCUCACAGGCCUGGUGCAGAGUGCCCUGCUACGAGGUUCGGAGCCCGAGACCCCCAGCGAGAAGAUCGAAGGCUCCAACGGAGCAGCCACGCCCUCUGCACCCUGCGGGUCAGGUGGCCGGAGCAGCGGGGCCACCCCAGUGUCCGGCCCUCCCCCACCCUCAGCCAGCAGCACCCCUGCGGGACAGCCCAGUGCCAUCAGCCGUCUGCAGAUGCAGCUGCACUUGCGUGGCCUCCAGAACAGCACCAGUGACCUGCGCGGCCAGCUUCAGCAAUUGCGGAAGCUCCAGCUACAAAACCUGGAGUCGCUGCGCGCGCUCCUGAAGGGCACGGAGGCGGAGCUGAGCAUGCGCGUGUCAGAGGCAGCACGGCGGCACGAGGACCCGCUGCAGCGACAGCGCACCCUGGUGGAGGAGGAGCGGCUGCGCUACCUCAACGACGAGGAGCUCAUUACCCAGCAGCUCAAUGACCUGGAGAAGUCGGUGGAGAAGAUCCAGAGGGAUGUCUCCCACAACCACCGGCUGGUGCCUGGGCCCGAGCUGGAGGAGAAGGCACUGGUGCUGAAACAGCUCGGGGAGACGCUGACGGAGCUCAAGGCUCACUUCCCAGGCCUGCAGAGCAAGAUGCGGGUGGUGCUGCGCGUGGAGGUGGAGGCUGUGAAGUUCCUGAAGGAGGAGCCGCAGCGCCUGGACGGGCUGCUCAAGCGCUGUCGUGGGGUCACGGACAUGCUGGCCCAGAUCCGAAGGCAAGUGGACGAGGGGGUGUGGCCACCCCCCAACAACCUCCUGAAUCAGUCCCCCAAGAAGGUGACAGCCGAGACCGACUUCAACAAAAGCUUGGACUUUGAACUGCCGCCCCCCAGCCCUCCGCUAAACCUCCAUGAGCUGAGCGGGCCGCCCGAGGGAGCCCCUUCCACCCCCAAGGGGGGCAACCCCACCAAAGGCCUGGACGCGCCGGGCAAGAGAAGCGUAGAUAAAGCUGUGUGUGUUGAGGCUGCCGAGAGGGACUGGGAGGAGAAGCGGGCAGCGCUGACCCAGUAUAGCGCGAAGGACAUCAAUCGGCUACUGGAGGAGACACAGGCGGAGCUGCUGAAGGCCAUCCCGGACCUGGACUGUGCGAGCAAGGCCCACCCAGGCCUGGCCCCCACCCCUGACCACAAGCCCCCGAAAGUCCCCCACGGCCAGAAGGCAGCCCCCCGAGCGGAGCCCAGUGGAAGGAGGGGCUCAGAUGAGCUGACGGUGCCCCGAUACCGCACGGAGAAGCCCUCUAAGUCGCCCCCACCACCCCCUCCCCGCCGGAGCUUCCCCUCUUCCCACGGCCUGACCACCACCCGCACUGGAGAGGUUGUGGUCACCAGCAAGAAGGACUCGGCUUUCAUCAAGAAGGCCGAGUCUGAGGAGCUGGAGGUGCAGAAACCCCAAGUGAAGCUGCGCCGGACGGUGUCCGAGGUGGCCCGCCCGGCCUCCACACCACCCAUCAUGGCCUCUGCCAUCAAGGACGAGGACGAUGAGGACCGCAUCAUCGCAGAGCUGGAGAGUGGCGGCGGCAGUGUGCCACCCAUGAAGGUGGUGACUCCGGGGGCCUCUCGGCUGAAGGCGGCCCCGGGCCAGCCAGGCAGCCCUGACAAAGGCAAGCACGGCAAGCAGAGGGCCGAGUACAUGAGGAUCCAGGCCCAGCAGCAGGCCACUAAACCGUCUAGGGAGACGAGCGGGUCGAGCGAGACCUCAAGCCCAGUCUCAGAAAAGCCCUCGGCCUCCAGAACCUCUAUCCCUGUAUUGACUUCGUUUGGGGCGAGGAAUUCUUCCAUCUCCUUCUAGAAGCCCCCUCACACCUCCACCCAGCCUGACCCCUCCCCGACCCCUGCCAUUGAUCUCCCUACGCUUCCCUCCAC
Messenger RNA from Phyllostomus hastatus (greater spear-nosed bat), 3917 nucleotides. RefSeq names its product SRC kinase signaling inhibitor 1 (gene SRCIN1). Gene Ontology annotation, biological process: regulation of dendritic spine morphogenesis. The record is from RefSeq and is a predicted model, not a curated record. NCBI's taxonomy places the organism in Eukaryota, Metazoa, Chordata, Mammalia, Chiroptera, Phyllostomidae. Gene Ontology annotation, cellular component: postsynaptic density; actin cytoskeleton; cytoplasm.